AUGCCGCUUCGCAACAACAGCAGCAGCAGACACAAGCGCAUACUCGAUCCCAGCAACAAGCUCAAGCCGCCCUUCAAGCUCAUGCGCAACACUCUCAACAAGCCAUGCCGCCAAACUGGUAUCCCAACAUGGCUGCCCAACCCACGCCGGACAUGA
Molecule: messenger RNA, 156 nt
Organism: Pyrenophora tritici-repentis Pt-1C-BFP
Lineage: Eukaryota; Fungi; Ascomycota; Dothideomycetes; Pleosporales; Pleosporaceae
Source: RefSeq, a predicted model, not a curated record